AUGAAUAUUAGCCAUUGUGAUGGAGAAAAAAACGUUUUUAUUCAUCAAAAAAAAGCUCAAGCUGGAGCUUCUGCGGCUGCAAGAAUAGAUUACUUCAUAGAUUUGAUCAUAGAAUUUGCUAGAAAUAUUUUGAGGGAUAAUAAAAAAGUAGAUCACAACAAUAAAGGAAAAAGUUUUAAUAACCACAACUCUUCCUACUCUUCUAUUUGUUAUAAUAAUAAAAAUAAUGACAUGAUGAACAACAGUGAAAAUAAUCACCACACAGUCCUUAGACCGUACCACUCUAGCAUCAAUAACAGUGAAAACAACCAGAAUAAUAACAACACUAACAAUCAAGACAACAGAUUGGCCACCAAGUCACUUAAAGUAAUUAGGACCAAUAGUUCUGGAAUGUUUGUUAGUGUGUGUGAAGAUGACGACGACGAUGAUGACCUUUCAUGUUCAACUCAUCACAACAGAUAUGGCCUUGACAUUAUAACUGGUCAUUUGGUGUUGUCGUACAUGGAGGCUCAUUUAAAAGAUUCAACAAAACUUGACAAUGAUUGGCUGAGUUUGUCUUCGUACGAACCCGAUGAUGUCACAACCAGUGAUGCGCUCUUGCCAGAAAAUAUUCGUAAAAAUAGGACACUUAAUAUUUUGCCUUAUAACUGGAAUAGGUUCAUCUUGAACAAGCAAGCCAACGUUAACAGAUGUGAUUACAUCAACGCCAGUAAGAUUACAGACCACGACCCGAACAUGCUGUCGUACAUAUUCACGCAGAAUCCUCUGCCACACACUGUCGCUGAUUUUUGGCAGCUUGUCUGGGAAUCGAGGUCAACAGCCAUUAUUAACCUGACCUCAUUAACCGACCAAUCACAGUGCCACCCUUAUUGGCCCGAGGCCGGCGUCGAGAUUUAUCAUAAGUUUGAGGUUCAUUUGGUAUCUCAGCACAUCAACAAUCGCAAUUAUGUGGUUCGAAAUCUGCUACUUCGCAAUCUGCAACAGCAACAACAGCAACAAAGAUAUGAAACUCGGACGAUCACGCAGUACCACUACUUGAAAUGGCCCAAAGAUGAAUUGCCACUAUCAAUUAAAAGUUUACUGGAGUUUAGAAGGAAGGUUAACAAGUUUUGUAGAGGAAGCAAUAACGCCCUGGUCAUACACUGCUGUGACGGAGCUGGUAGGACGGGCACGUACGCCCUGAUCGAUAACGUCAUCAACAGAAUUAGUAACGGAGCGAAGGAGCUGGACAUUGCAGCAGCUCUCGAACAUUUUAGAGACCAACGAAUGAAGUGUGUGGCUAGCAAGGAGCAGUAUGAGUUGGUCUUAUUCUGCGUUGCCGAGUGUGUGAGGAAUCACCUCCUACGUCAUAAAUAA
Helobdella robusta is the source of this 1356-nucleotide messenger RNA. RefSeq lists its product as hypothetical. Gene Ontology annotation, cellular component: secretory granule. Bases 1 to 1356 code for a protein of 451 amino acids. Gene Ontology annotation, molecular function: protein tyrosine phosphatase activity. The transcript is spliced from 10 exons. Lineage: Eukaryota; Metazoa; Annelida; Clitellata; Rhynchobdellida; Glossiphoniidae. The record is from RefSeq and is a predicted model, not a curated record. Gene Ontology annotation, biological process: protein dephosphorylation.